AUGGUGAUUUGUGAUGUAUUUGUUGUGUAUGAAAAGGAAUGGAAAGGCAAGCCCAUGAAUUUUGGCAAUGAGAAGCCUAUGACGCUGUUUUCGAGUGAGGGGAAUCUUGGGCAGUGCGACAAUGCACUACGAGCAGCAAUAAACGGCAGCCUGUCGAUUGGUGCAUGCGCAGAUGAUGGAUGUGUGAUUGUGUCGUUCAGGGAUGUAACGCCGCUUGUAGUGAAGAAGGAGGUUCGGAAGGUGUUUAGGAUAUGUGAUACGAUAGGAUGUACAUAUUCUGGGCUCCAGCCUGAUUGUAGAAUACAGGUUGGGAUUGGGUGUGAGAUUGCAGAGGACUACUAUGAUGUUUAUGGGCGGUAUCCUGAUGUGGAUGUGUUUGUUGCACAUUUUUCAUCUGUUGUGCAGGAGUAUACGCAAAAGGGAGGAUACAGGCCAUUUGGAACGCUGAUGAUAUUUGUAGGGCCGGUGAAGGGUGUUCCGAAGGUCUACCAGGUCGAUCCGAGCGGAUCAUACCAGACCAAGGAUGUGUGUGCAUCAGGCUUUGGAUAUGCAGAGGCAAAGAAGUUUGUAAGCCGAAGGCUGGAAGGCUUGGAUGACAAUGUGGUGAGCUGUGUCUGCUCGAUAAGGGAGUAUGUAGGGAAGGAAGUCAAAGCCGAGGAUGUUGACAUUGGGGUGUAUAUGAAAGCCCAGAAUGUAUUUAAAAUAUAUGGAGAGGAGGAGGUUAAGGAGGUGUUUGACUCGCUCAGUAGGGACUGA
Messenger RNA from Ordospora pajunii, 756 nucleotides. RefSeq names its product proteasome. Gene Ontology annotation, biological process: proteasomal protein catabolic process. Lineage: Eukaryota; Fungi; Microsporidia; Ordosporidae. The record is from RefSeq and is a predicted model, not a curated record. The transcript has a single exon. Gene Ontology annotation, cellular component: proteasome core complex, alpha-subunit complex; proteasome core complex. Bases 1 to 756 code for a protein of 251 amino acids.